Messenger RNA from Linum trigynum, 4565 nucleotides. The record is from the annotation of a GenBank genome assembly. NCBI's taxonomy places the organism in Eukaryota, Viridiplantae, Streptophyta, Magnoliopsida, Malpighiales, Linaceae.
AUGACCAAACUCCAAAGAUGUUAUUUAUUUAGUCUUUGAAAAAAAAUCAGGCGAUAAAUUUUACUAAGCCAGAGCGGAAAAUAAGAAGAGAGAAAAGCCGGCGUCGAUAUAAAUUAAAUCAAAAAUAGAAAUAAUAAUUCCAACUAAAAAUCAAAAGAAAAAAAUUAAUACUGUACAUAAAAUCCAUCGUCGUCUCCUCUUCCAGAUCCAUCUCUCUCGUCACUCAUCGACGGGACCAGCCGAGAGAAGGAAAACACUCGGAAAAGACUUCUCCUCCGCCAUGGGCACGAUGCUUAGGGUUUUCCUCCUUCUCCUAUCGCUUUUAUCAAUUACAGCUCCUGCCUUCUCUCUUUACGAAGAUCAAGUUGGCCUCGCUGACUGGCAUCAGAAGUACAUAGGGAAGGUGAAAGACGCUGUCUUUCACACGCAGAAAACUGGUCGAAAGCGGGUCGUGGUUUCUACUGAAGAGAAUGUCAUUGCCUCUUUGGAUCUUAGACAUGGCGAGAUUUUCUGGAGGCAUGUUCUUGGACCCAAUGAUGCCAUUGAUGGAAUCGAUAUUGCCAUGGGUAAAUAUGUCAUCACCCUUUCAUCUGAGGGCAGUAUCCUGAGGGCAUGGAACCUUCCGGAUGGACAAAUGGUGUGGGAAGCAUUUCUUCAAGGUCCACAUUCCUCCAAGUCAUCAUUAUUGGUGCCGGCUAGCUUGAAAGUUGACAAGGACAAUGUAAUCCUUGCUUUUGGUAAAGGAUGUCUUCAUGCCGUUUCAGGCAUUCAUGGCGAGAUUCUCUGGAAGAAGGAUUUGGAGGCAGAAAGUUUUGAAAUUCAACACAUGAUUCAGACCUCUGGCAGUGAUUUAAUUCAUUUGGUCGGGUUUGUUGGCUCAUCCCAGUUUGAUUCAUACACAAUUGAUGCCAAGAGCGGAGAGCUACUAAAGCAUGAUAGUGCAGCCAUCCCUGGCGGUUACUCUGGGCAAGCUUCCUUAGUUUCGAGCAGCACACUUGUAGUGAUGGAUUCGGCUGGUUCAACGGUAACAACUAUUAGUUUCCAGGAUGGAAAAGUUACAUUUAGCCAAACACCUGUUUCUACCCUAAUUGAGGACUUUGUUGGGAAGGCAAAGUUAUUGGCUUUAAAACUUGAAGGAGUGUUUGCUGUGAAAACUGGUACACAUACAACAUUUGUAAGAGUGACAGUUGAAGGAAAGUUGGAGGUUGUAGAUAAGAUCAACCAUGCAACUGCAGUUAGCGAUGUUCUGGAAAUUUCAGAGAACAGGCAAGCUUUUGCAUUUGUUCACCGUAGAAGCAACGGGAUCGACUUAACAGUGAAGCUUGGUGCAGAUUGGAACCAUGAUUUGCUUAAGGAGAGCAUUAAGAUGGACCAAGAAAGAGGGUCUGUCCAGAAGGUGUACAUAAACAACUACAUCCGGACAGACAGGUCCCAUGGAUUCAGGGCUCUGAUUGUCAUGGAAGAUCACUCUCUUUUACUGGUACAACAAGGUGCUGUUGUUUGGAGCAGGGAGGAUGCUCUGGCCUCAGUUAUAGAUGUAAAAACGUCAGAGCUUCCUGUUGAAAAGAAAGGCGUUUCAGUUGCAAAAGUUGAGGAAAGCCUUUUUGAGUGGCUUCAGGGACAUGUGCUUAAGCUGAAAGGAACACUAAUGCUUGCGAGUCCUGAUGAUAUGGCUGCCAUUCAAUCCUUGCGGUUGAAAGCCUCCGGGAAGAGUAAGAUGACCCGAGACCAUAAUGGUUUCCGGAAGCUUCUCAUUGUGCUCACAAAAGCCGGGAAAGUUUUUGCCUUGCACACUGGAGAUGGUAGGAUCGUCUGGUCUCGGUUACUGAACUCUCUACGCCAAUCAGAAACAUGUGAAAACCCAACUGGGCUCAAUCUGUUCCCCUGGCAUGUUCCUCAUCACCAUGCACUGGACGAGAAUCCAUCUGCUCUUGUUGUCAGCCGGUGUGGACCGAGUGAUGAUGCUCUAGGUCUACUUUCUUUUGUUGAUACCUACACUGGAAAGGAGCUUAGUUCAUCAAGUCUUGACCAUUCUGUUGUGCAAGUCAUUCCUCUGCCAUUCAUGGAUUCAACUGAACAACGCCUGCAUCUUCUAAUAGAUGCUAGUGGGCAAGCUCAUUUGUAUCCGAAGACCUCUGAUGCCCUCGGUGUUUUCAGACCUGAGUUGACAAAUGUUUACUGGUAUUCUGUUGAAGCUGAGACAGGUAUUAUUAAGGGGUACGCUCUAAAGGAAAAGGCUUCUGACGAUUAUUCUUUUGACACUAGAGGUAUAUGGUCGAUCGUCUUCCCCUCGGAAUCGGAAAAGAUAAUAAAAACUUCAACCAGAAAACUGAAUGAGGUUGUUCAUACCCAAGCAAAGGUCGUAGCAGAUCAAGAUGCAAUGUUCAAAUAUAUAUCGAAGAAUUUACUCUUCGUUGCAACUGUUGCACCGAAAGCCAGUGGUGAUAUUGGUUCAUCGACCCCAGAGGAGUCAUGGUUGAUUGUCUACCUCAUCGAUACAAUUACAGGCCGUAUAUUGCAUCGAAUGACUCAUCAUGGGGCCCAAGGUCCAGUAGAGGCGGUUGUUAGUGAAAACUGGGUCAUCUAUCACUACUUCAAUCUUAGAGCACACAAAUAUGAGAUGUCGGUGAUUGAAAUUUAUGAUCAGUCUCGGGCGGACAACAAAGAUGUAUGGAAGCUCAUCCUGGGGAAGCAUAAUCUGACUUCACCAGUAUCUUCGUAUUCUAGGCCAGAGAUCAUGACUAGGUCACAGUCUUACUUCUUCACCCAUUCCGUAAAAUCAAUAGCAGUUACAUCCACCGCAAAGGGCAUCACUUCAAAGCAGCUUCUUAUUGGUACAGUUGGCGACCAGGUUUUGGCGCUCGAUAAGCGAUUCUUGGAUCCUCGUAGAUCAGUCAAUCCAACACAAGCAGAAAAGGAGGAAGGAAUUAUUCCUCUCACCGAUUCACUGCCCAUCAUCCCUCAGUCAUACAUUACGCAUGCCCUUAAAGUGGAAGGCCUGAGAGGCAUUGAAACCGUACCAGCCAAGCUCGAGUCGACCACUCUCAUUUUCGCGUAUGGAGUCGACCUCUUCUUCACCCGCUUCGCACCAUCAAGGACCUACGACUCUCUCACCGAGGACUUCAGCUACGCGCUGUUGCUCUUGACGAUUGUCGCCCUAGUGGCCGCCAUCUUCAUAACGUGGAUUCUAUCGGAGAAGAAAGAACUCCGAGACAAGUGGAGGUGAAAAGGGAGAUGGACAUUAGACAGCUCCCCAGCCUCUGAAAACCCCAUGUUUCAGUUUCCUUUCCUCUCACCUCACGGUUUUGAUCAGACUGAACUUGUAGGAUGUUAGCUCUCAAACUCUUGUAAGUGUUUGUAGAUUACACUCUAAUCUCAAUUAUAGGGUACUGGCUACUGAUUCUCUUGUAAACUCCGACUCAUCAUUUUGCAAGCUCGAUAAAUGCUAGGACCUCAGGGGAGAGAGGUACCCCGACCCUUUUGGUAGGGCUUUCAGCUAUCUGUUUUGGAGGAUAAUUUAUGUGUAUAAUUUUCAGUUAGCUCAAUCUUUGACCAUCUAUCUUCCCAAUGAAAGGAAGGAUCCAAGUCAUGACCAGCUUCCCUCUAGUUAGGGAUGAUGAUUUCGAUCUUCUCGUAGGCUAGAUGAGUAUGGGUAUUCUUCUUGAGCUUACGCGCCAUAUGCUCGACCUGUUUUUUGUCUGUAUUGUAUAUAAUUGUACUCAAAUUAUUUGGGAUUUUGCUUUCAUUACCUCAUAUUUUAGUUAUAAUAAAGUUGUAAAUGAGUGAGAGUCUCAAUUUCUCAAAUAAUUUAUCUACAUUUAUAAUGUUAUAGUUUGUUUCGUAAACUUUUUAAUAGGGUUGCUUUCUUCCCAAGAAAAAAGCCAAUUCCAACAUUAUGGCCCAACAACACGAGUUGUUUAUGGCUUUCUUUCUUCGUCUGAAAAACAACAUUAGUUGCCAAAUGGGUCUUUUCUUUCACAAUCCUUUCUCUAGCGGAUGAAAUAGUUGUUAGAUUUCACAUUUAUCGCAUCACCAAUAAUUCAUACUUGGAUCAAUCUACUCCUGCCAGUAAACUAUAGUGCGAAGUAUUCGAAUUCUUCUUUCACCACAUACUCCCAGACUUGUAAAUGCUCUCCUUGGAUUGUUGAAUAGAAUUCAACUACACUAGGUCUAGAAUGGAUGGUACAAAGUCCUUCAGCUUUUCAUACUUUUGUACAUUUCUCAUUUUCUAUUUGAAAAAUCAUUUAUUUUUUUACACCACAUUGGGACUAUGGGAGUUGAACACACCAAAUUUGACUGCGAAACCCCAUAAAUAAGGAGAUAUCUUUUGAUUUUGUUCACUAGAUUUGGAUUGAAUGAUGUUUCUACAUUGGUUUUAGGUCCUCAGUUUUGUAUCUAAUGGGUCGUUUGGAAGUCGCGAUUGUUUCCGUGAGAUCAUUUGUAUUGUUUGAAAUGUAUCGUUUUAUUUUUAUUUUUAAGUAGCCAGAAUGCGUGAAUUAUUUCUGCGAUGUCUCAAAAUGUGUGAUUGUUAUAUCUCAGGUUUUAGAUAAAAUUGUUGACAUAGU